ACCCAUGCUGCCCCGCGCGCUGGCACUGACGUGGCCCCGGAGCGCCGCCAUCUUGUGUGCCUGGGCGGAGAGCGGCUGAGAGGCGCAGGGGCAGCCGGCUCCGAGCGGGACAGCCCGAGGAAAGCCAGACCCACUGCCCGGGGCAGCAGCCGAUACCGACUUCACUGGCCAGUGAAAGCAGAUCUCAAGAUGGGAAAUAUUUUUGCUAACCUCUUCAAAGGCCUUUUUGGCAAAAAAGAAAUGCGUAUUCUAAUGGUUGGGCUGGACGCUGCAGGAAAGACUACAAUUUUGUACAAACUUAAACUUGGUGAAAUAGUAACUACUAUUCCUACUAUAGGUUUCAAUGUGGAAACGGUAGAAUACAAGAACAUCAGCUUCACGGUGUGGGAUGUAGGCGGCCAGGAUAAGAUCAGACCACUCUGGCGCCAUUAUUUCCAGAACACACAAGGUUUGAUUUUUGUGGUUGACAGUAAUGACAGAGAACGAGUGAACGAGGCCAGGGAAGAGCUGAUGAGAAUGCUGGCAGAAGAUGAGCUUAGAGAUGCGGUUCUAUUAGUGUUUGCUAACAAACAGGACCUGCCCAACGCCAUGAAUGCAGCAGAAAUCACAGACAAACUCGGACUGCAUUCUCUUCGUCACAGGAACUGGUACAUCCAGGCGACCUGCGCCACCAGCGGGGACGGUCUCUAUGAAGGACUGGACUGGUUGUCCAAUCAGCUCCGAAACCAGAAAUGAAACCAGAAACCUUCCUCUUCCCUCUUUUUCCACCCCCUCCCUCUUAUUUCCUCCUCUUCGCCCUUCGCUUUACUCUAAUGUGGCAAACUGUGCUACUUUGUGGUAUUGAGUGCCGGAAGCUGUUUUCAUUUCUUUUUGUCACAGUAUAUAUUGCAUCAUGCUGUAAAUGUGGCAAAUACAAGCCAGAAAACAGUUAGGUUUCUUAUUUAAUGUAAAUAGUUUUUUGUUUCCAAUGAGGCAGUUUCUGGUACUCCUAUGCAAUAUUACUCAGCUUUUUUUAUUGUAAAGAAUCAACUCACUGUUUAGUACUUGGAAGGGAUGGAGUGGCUUAACGUAGGGGUUGCCAGCGCUCCUCGUGCAGUAGAGCUGAAUCCUAUCUCGGUUGGGUUGUGAGAUCUGUGAGGUCCGUUUUGGUGGUUGGUUUUUAACCUGAAAUUCUGUAUUCUUUCUUCCUUUUUAAAUAGUCGAGGAAAAGUAAAAACACUUGAGGACACCAAGGUUGGCCGCAGCUCCUGCUGUGGUGGCUCUUGGGCCUUUCGAGGCGGUGCGGCAGCGCUCGACGCCGGCUCAGCUCCGUGGGGUUGGAGCGCAGAGCUGACAGAUCCCCGGCUCUUCCUGCAGCUCACGGUUGUCCGUACUUGCUCCGAGAUUUGUCAGACCUGGUGUAGAUGGGGCUGCAGGCUCGCGCUAAACCUCCGCCUUUUGGUUCAGGUGAGAUCUACCACGUCCGCUGAACCCGAGCCGUAUCCGGGAGCCCCGUUCUUAGCCUGUUGUAUUGGUCAAAAGUGUUUUGUACUUUUGUGUGUAAACCACUCCAGAGGGCAAACUUUUCCACAGAAAGCACAGCCUGUACUAGUCCUAAGCUCUAGAGUCAGAAAGUACUGUACUGAAUAAGAAUUGCCAUGAGAAACACCAAACAUCUAUGUAUAGUGUCUAGGGAAAUAAAAAAAAAAGCAUGAGAGUUAGGAGAGUCAUUCCACUCUAGAAGUAUUCAAUCCCAUUCUGGAACAAUCCCAUGUCUGUAUAUGUGUGAAAACCCUUGGCAUCCCUCAUACUGCAAGGUUCAGAUUUGCCAUCAGACAAAGACCUCUUUACUUUUCUUUUGUAUUUUGAUAAACACUGAAGAAGCUGGAGCUGUCCAACUUUAACUCGAGGAACUAUCAGAACUGGUUUGUUUAGUGUUGUGGACCCCUUUAUUGCUUUCAAUACACGAUUAGUAAUCAACUGUUUUGUAUACUUGUUUUCAGUUUUCAUUUCGACAAAACAAGCACUGUAAUUAAAGCUGUUAGAAUAAAAUCUCUUAACUAUUUCAUGUUUUUUAUGCCUUGCUGUUCAUUCGAUCAUCUUGGCAGAAUCAUAAUGAAAUACUUGUUGAAUAAAAAGUUUCAUGAGACUUGCA
Molecule: messenger RNA, 2134 nt
Organism: Numida meleagris (helmeted guineafowl)
Lineage: Eukaryota; Metazoa; Chordata; Aves; Galliformes; Numididae
Gene: ARF1
Product: ADP ribosylation factor 1
Exons: 5
Coding region: 190-735 (181 amino acids)
Biological process (GO): intracellular protein transport; vesicle-mediated transport
Cellular component (GO): plasma membrane; cytoplasm
Molecular function (GO): GTP binding; GTPase activity
Source: RefSeq, a predicted model, not a curated record